Messenger RNA from Anopheles coustani, 8027 nucleotides. RefSeq names its product probable histone-lysine N-methyltransferase CG1716 (gene Set2). Gene Ontology annotation, cellular component: chromosome; nucleus. Gene Ontology annotation, biological process: regulation of DNA-templated transcription. The transcript has 6 exons. NCBI's taxonomy places the organism in Eukaryota, Metazoa, Arthropoda, Insecta, Diptera, Culicidae. Bases 1 to 7854 code for a protein of 2617 amino acids. Gene Ontology annotation, molecular function: histone H3K36 methyltransferase activity; protein binding. The record is from RefSeq and is a predicted model, not a curated record.
AUGGGAAGAAAACGAGGUGGGACGUCGAAUGUGGGUGGGAUAAAGUUGGUUGGAUCAAGUGCGGCCAUCGAGGAAUCAUCGGAUAGUGGCGGAAGAUCAGCUUCGGGUACUCCGGUGCAGGAAGAAAUGCAGCAAUUUGUGAGUGUGGGACGUGGACGGGGGAGAAGGGGUCGUGGGGUGGGUCGUGGAAGGGGACGAGGACGAGGCGCACGCAGUUUCGUGCCAGCGAGCGAUUCACCGGUGCUGGAUGGUGAAACAUCGCAGUCCACCGAGGGCGGUUGCUCUACGGACGAUCAAGUGGUGGAAAUGAUAGAGAUUUUAGAUGAAGAAACCAGUAAAUCGUUGGAAGGGUUCGACACGUUGGUGGUGGAGGAAGAAGACACGAUGAGCGGCAUUCUUCCGAUCGAAGUAUCGGAGGAGGUGGAAGUGAUGGAGGAAACGAUAUGUGCCGUGUCGGAGGAAGCACCGUCGGCGGGCUACGAAGAGGCAUCCGUUUUGACCGUGACGGAGGAUGAUGACGCGAGCAUUUUGAUCGAGGAAGAGCUGGCCGGUACGAGAAAAUCGAAACGGCAGGUAAAGGCGACGAAUAAAUUCCGUGAUUUCGUAGUCGACACACCGAUGCUGAUGACUCAGCCCGUACGUACCUAUUCUAGCGGCAGAUCACCGAGGGUCGCUGUACCAUCGACGAGCGGUUUGCAGCAGGGACUGAUGGGAACGGUCGCAGUCGGUGGAACCAGUCACAGACAGCAACGGGACUCGGGCGACUUCACAACGGGAGUUGCUUCCAGAGGAAACGGUGCAAAGAGAGGUCGAAAGAAGAAAGUUGUAACGUCCCUCGAUAUCGCUGCCGUGGAUCCGUCUGAUGAAACAAUCCAACUGCCAAACCCGGAGGAACGAAAUAAUUCAUUGAUAGCGCUCAAAAUCGAUGGAGCCGUGUUUGGUGAUGACGACAGUUUUUCAUGCAUUCCCACAAGUCCCAGCUCGAGUUCACAGGAAACUACCGAGCAGGCCAUCUCGAUACCCUUAAAAGCGAUUGCAUCUGGAGGGAGAGGACGCAAGCCUCGUGGAACACCUACUGGAACACCGGAACGUCCGGCAGGAUCCACAUUCAUCAAGCGGUCGUACAAAACUACACGUAAUUCUGGGGCUUUGGCUAUGGCGGACGAUGAAGAAACACACCCGCCGUUACCAAUACAGCAUAGUUUGGCGGAUGCGGUGGAAGAUGCCGACAUAAUUGUACUGCAAGCCGAUGAAAUAAUUAACGAUCCAUCGGCCAUGGAAGGCGUGCACACGAUGGUAGAAUCAGUGAAGCCCGUAUCGACACGGGGACGCGGAGGUCGUGGUAGUCGCGGCGGACGUGGAUCACGAGGUGGUCGUGGCAGUCGUGGUGGUCCCGGUAGCCGUGGUGGUCGCGGAGUACGUGGAGGGCGUGGGCGUGGUGCAGCGAGAAAAUUUGCAGAUCAUGAAGUGUCUGGCAGAGAUACCCACGUGAACAUCGACGAUGAAAUCGAUGUGCUGCCGGUGGUCGAAGAGGUCGAAAAUGCUACGAUCCCACAAGCGGAACCGGCAUUAAUUGAAGAAAAGAAGAUGGACCCAGCACCGGAUGCUUGUACCGAGCAAGUGGAGAUUAUCGAAGAGCACUUGGAUGAGAUUCAAGAAGUUGUCAUAAGCGAAACAGAAUAUCACGAAUCGGUGCCGCCGUUGGAUCAUGUUCCGGCAGAGAUUGCUAAGAACGAAGUAAACGACGCGCUACAAAAUGAAAGUAGAUUGUGCGCGGAACAUAUCGCAAUCGAAGCUCUGGUUGCCAUGGAGAAGGCACACACUUCCGUUGAUCAAGCAACAGAAGUUGCGCCAGAAACAACGGAACCAGCAGCAGAAGAAGUUUUAAAGCAGCCUACUUUGUCGAUAGAAGAAACGUCAGCGAAAUCGAUUCCUGAAGCAAAACCGGUGCCCGCGGAUUUGCCUCCGCAACCCACCGGGACACCCGAGAAAAAAUCACCAACGGAAGAAUUACUCCUUCGUGAGAAGCUAGCGCCGAAGGAGGAAACUCCGAAACGAGAUAAACGUGAGUCGGGAAAGGCUGGUGACACGAGCUCGACGACGAGUAGGUCCGGAAGGGAUAGGUCUUUUAAGGAAUCAUCCACCACUACUAGCAAACAUCGUUCAUCGUCAGAUAAGUCGUCUCGCGAUGAUGGAGCGGGUUCUCGUGAACGCAAGAAGGAUCGGAAACGCACCGAUGAAGAAAUUCGUAAGCGAAGUCCAGCGUCGAAGGAUCGUAGUAUUGAAAAACGCCAUAAAGCGGAAAGAGAUCAUAGAGAGAACGUCGAUAAAACGACUUCUGCUUCCGAACCUACCACAGAGGUGGCGGAUCAGGAAAUGGUGGGCAAAAAGAUGGUGGAACCUGAAAAAGUAGCGUUGUCGCUUCAUGCUGCCAGUAAAAAACGGUCUUCCAUCGUACACCCGCCGCGUCCGGAUAAGCCCAAGAAGUGUUUCGAUAGCGAACUGCAGGCGCUCGAGAUGCAGCCGAUUGUUGCACGGAAAUCGUUGGAAGAAUCAUCCUCUCGCCGGCGGGACGUGAAGGAUCGGGAGGAUUCAUCGUCCUCCUCUUCCUCGCACCGAAAGGAACAUCAUCAGCAGCAGCACCAUCAUCGGCACGGUAAGAGUUCGUCGAAGUCAACCUUCUCCGACACGAAUGCGGUACGAAAAUCCGAUUCGGGAAGCAGCUCACACAAGACAAAACGCUCCUUGGUGGAAGAGGAGGAAAAAAAGGGGCGCAGCGAAGCAUCGAGCAGCAAAGGAAAGAAAUCCGUUUCUGGAUUUUCCUUCCUUCAGGAAGAGAGUAAUCGCUUGGAUCGAUCGGUUGGGAAGAAAUCGAAAUCGAAGGAUAGAAAAGAAUCAAGAAAAAUUUCCCGCGAAAGUGAGAGAUCCUCCAAAGAAGGUGGAGUUGUACCGUCCGCAACGAUGAAGCAGGAUCCACAGCCAGUCUCGACGAUUGAAAUGUGUGAGAGGAAAAUUGAUGAGAAACCCGUGGAAUACCUUCCCCCGGUGAGCGAAACGGAACCAAUCGUUGCAAUAUCCUCCGAACAACCGAAAAUCGUGACGAAAGCUUCGCUUAAAAUGUACAAAAUGGAAGUGGAUCCCAUUCCCCCACAGAUAGGCGAAAUUCAGGAGCAUCUGAAAUCAGGGCCUGAACCAACAGGUUUUUCCGCACCGCCAUCGCAGAUGCAGGCAGAAAUAAAAGAAGAACCUUUUUCGACUUUCCAUCAUCAACAAAUCGAGGAAAAGCCAUCAGCAAAUCUAGGAAAAGUGGAAGAACCCGGCAUGUUGAAAGAAGAAGUUGAGUUAACUUUCGCCGAAAGUGUGACAGCGGAACAGGAGGAGGAAGAGGGUAGAUUCAGUGAAGCCGAAACGCUUCGAUCGGAAUCCGUCGCGGGACUUUCGGACGGUGAAGGAACGCUGUGUGGAGGAUUUCAAUCGGACGUCGACUCCGGUGUGCGCAGCGGGGCCAGCUCACCGUGUGAUGAGCUGUCGUAUUUGGAAGAUGAACCGACUGGCGUGUAUAACGUCCCGAUUGGGAUAACGCCUCAACGUGAAGAUCGUGACUCGCAACGGGUCGAUCUGGUACGGUUGGUUGAAAGCUACGUCGAUGACGGCGUCAUCCGGCGCUCGACGCGCAUCAAGACAAUCAGCUCGCAAAAGCAGCGUACCAGUGGGCAUGGUUUGGUGCGUGACAAAGAUCGGCUGCUAAAGAAACCGAACGCUUCGAUCGAUACGAAGGUGAUGAAGGAUGGUACGUCGGUUCCGGGCGUCACUCAAGAGGGCACCGGUGCGGUAGGUGAAGUCACGGCAAUGGGUUCUACCGGUUAUGGUGUGAGUGGAGGCAGUGGCCCAGCCUGGCCAGUGAUCGCCAACGAGGGUGACAGUGCAAACACCGAACUGUCCGAAGAGUACCUACGCGAUGUGGAGGAAAAGCUUAGCCGAUUCGAGACGAUCCGUGAGAACAUCUACCACAGCGACCGGAUCGUGAGCAAGGAAGCGAAGAAGAUGACCUGUGAUUGCUUUCUCACGCACGAGGAAAUCGAACGCGGCGAGCUGGGAUGCGGCGAGGACUGCCUCAAUCGGUUGCUCAUGAUCGAGUGCGGAUCGCGCUGUACCGUCGGUGAUCGCUGUACGAACCGGCGGUUCCAGCGGCAAGACUACGCUCACUGCCAGGUGUUUCGCACGGAGAAGAAGGGCUUCGGCAUUCAGGCGAGCACGGCGAUCGCUCCCGGUGAGUUCAUCAUGGAGUACGUCGGUGAGGUGCUGAAUGGCGCGCAGUUUGACGAGCGUGCCGAGGCAUACUCGAGGGAAAAGAACAAGCACUACUACUUCAUGGCACUGCGCAGCGAUGGCAUCAUCGAUGCGACGACCAAGGGAAAUAUAUCUCGCUUUAUCAAUCAUUCGUGCGACCCGAACGCGGAAACGCAAAAGUGGACCGUCAAUGGGGAGCUGCGGAUUGGGUUCUUCAGCACGAAGUACAUCCUGCCCGGUGAGGAGAUCACCUUCGACUACCAGUUCCAGCGGUACGGGCGAAAGGCCCAGAAGUGCUACUGUGAGGCGGAAACCUGUCGUGGAUGGAUAGGGGCCAAGCCGACUGGUGAAGGAGGCGCAGGAGAGUCGGACUUUGAUGAAGACGAUGACGAGGAUGACGAGGAGGAAGGUGACGAUGAUGAGGAGAGUGAAGAGGAUGGCAUGCUAAAGGAAGAUCAAGCGGCCAGUGCAAGCGAUCAAACGCUCGGUAAAGCGGCAAAGGGGGUCUCAUCCGCCGGAUCGGCCGAUCGAUCGUCCGGAGUAGAAGGGCUUAAAUUGGACGGAACGGAACAGGCGGAGAUUGCAGAAUCGGCCGCAGCAACGGCAACGAUUUCUGCAACUACUGUCACUACGGCCAAGGAAAAAAAAACUCGCAAGAAACGAACAACCAUUCUUCGCAAGAAGCGUCGACUAGAGAUCCAUGAAGAUCCGGAUCUAGAUGAGGAAAUUAACAAACUGCUCAAGACGGGACUCAAGAACCAGGCCCACACGCUCAAGUUAUCCCGUUUGAUGGUGCGCGCAAAGGACAUCAAAUCGCGCAGCCGAUUGCUGACGCUGUUGCAGAGUGGCGAGCUGCCCUGCCGCCGGUUGUUCCUCGAUUACCACGGAUUGCGGCUGUUGUACGGGUGGAUUUGCGAGUCCACGGAAUCGAUUGAAGAUCUCAAGUUUCGCAUACAGAUUCUCGAUACGCUUGAUCGGCUGCCGAUAUCCAACAAGACCAUGCUGAAGGACAGCAAGAUACUGCACACGAUCGAAAAGUGGGCUCGGGUGGAAAAGGGAACAAAACCGGCAACAACACAAUCACAAGCAGUGGCAGGUUCGCAGAGCGGCGUGCAGAAAGCCGCGGUGGCACCUGUGAAGGACGAACCUAGGGAACCGUCGGUGGCAGCUGCGACCGGCGAGGCGAAGGAAAUCUCCCGAACAAGCUCCCCGAGCGAUAGUAACGGGGCGGGGAGUGACAGCAGUAGUCAGGCCACCGAACAGCAAGCGGUGAAAAAGGAUCUCCUUGGGAGUGUAGACGUGCUGAAGAAUAUGCCCGAGCUUUUAAAACUGGCCGACUUGGGCAAGCUGAAGGAGAUCAUCAGCACCUGCGAUAAAGAGGUGGAAAACAAAGAGAAAGCAGCGGCGGCAGCAGCGGCAGCAGCUGCUGCAGCGGCUUCGGCGACAACCGCCGCAUCUUCCGCGCCGGAACAGGGGGGAAGCACAUCGUUGGCCUCCAACAGUAGCGUCGUGAUGCUCUCGGACAUUCAAAUCCCUGAGCCGGAGGAUGAAAACGCACCGGAAGAGCAGCGGCUCGGGACGCAAAUUCGAAUCCUUUCCUGCAAACUGUUAAUUAGCUGGAUCAACCUGAAGGAAGUUUUCCGUAUCCCCAAGAAGGAGCGUAUCGAGCAGAUGAAGGAACACGAGCGUGAAGCGGACAUGCGCUACCAGGCGUUAGGUCUCGAGGGCGACGAGAAGGACGACAAACACCUCCGUCACCGCGGGGACGGGCGCGGCUGGGAUCGGGAUCGUAGCUCUCGGGGGGGAACCGAUCCGAAACGUCGCCGUUCGCUGGAUGACCGUGAUGGAGCUGCGCCGUAUGGCAGUGGGUUGGCCAGCAAGAUCAAGCGACCACCCCCGCCGCCGGGUAGCAGCGGGUCCGGUUGCUAUGGCCCCAUAGUGAAGCAGGACAAUCUGUCCAAACAGCAGCGGCGCCAUCUGUUCGAGAUGCGGGUAGCGCACGAGGAAGCGGAACGGCGCAAGAAGGAGAUGUGGAUGAUGCACGAAAAUGCUUGCCUUCGGUUUGGGCUCAAUCCGCACCUGACCGCCCCCAUGGACAUCCCGGUGCGCAUGAAUCCGGCAACGGGCGAGUACUUUUCCGAGGACGAUCGUUUGCUGCCGACGCCACCGAGUCAUGCGUACUUCAAGAUCCAACUGCCCCCGAUGUCGACCAAUCCGGACGACUACGAGCUGCCACCGAUGAUGAAACUACCCGCCUACUGGCGUUUUGCGAUCGAUGAGCGGGGCCGUCUGUACUAUUACCACGUGAAGGAUCGCGUACCGCAAUGGGAACCACCGAAACAUCCGGGUCGAGGAACGGUGGGCUCCUUUGCCGACGAAGACAUUUCCAUGAGCUCCGACUCGAGUACAACGGAUACGUGUGAUUCGAGCGAGGAAGAAUUGGCCGCUCAGCUGGAACAGUUGCAGAAGAAAAUGAGGAAGCAGCAGUCAAGCUUUAAUUUGGAGGAUGUUUUGGCCAAACCGGACGAUAUGAACGAAGAUAUGUCGAAGACGAUCGCAAAGCAAGAGCCGGGUGAUGGAUCACCGCAAAUGUUAACGCUGGAGGAAAUUUUCGGCGAAUCGGCCAACCAGAAUGCUGACGAAUCGGCCGCGACGCAGUUGCCACCGAGACGGAAAAAGAAGCACAGUUCAAAGCUGGUUCAAACACGUAUUAUCAGCCCACGUACGGAGGAAGACAAACAGUAUGGGCAGAUGGAAAUGAAACGCUACAAGGAAACGAAAGAGAAGCUCCGAAAGCGUAAGGAAGAAGCGAAACGGCUGCGCGCUCGAAGCAUGUUCGACAAAACGCUCGCGGACAGUCCGUUCAGUGGUCCGCUGGAUAAACCCUCGCUCGGGGCGAUUGCUGCCUCGUCGGAUGUGGCCGGUGGAGCUGGUGUUGGGGUCGGCGUUGGGGUUGGCGAUAGCUCACUGAUGGACGACGAUCUUGUCGUGUCGCACAAGAUCGUCGAGGACAAGUGUAUCGUCGAUGAGUUGGACAUACUGACGAAGAAGAAAAAGAUCUCCCCGUACGAAGAGUGGAAGAAGGUUCAACAGCGGCUGGGCAAGAAGCGUAAACAACCGGGAGAAGAAACGCACGAGAAUGCUGCGGGUGGAACAUCCAGCGGAUCGGGUGGGGACGUUGCCGGUCCAUCAUCGUCGAAGCUAGCAAAGAGGAAGAAAUCGAGCAAGGGCGAUGUGAACAGUGAAGAGGCGAAGAAAAUCAAGGAAAAGUUCCGAGUGGAAAUUGCCGGCGUUAUAGUACAGCAUUUGAGUGCCUAUCGGAAGGAGAGUUGUCCGUUGGGUCGCAUUACCAACACCGAUGAUUUUAAGCAUCUGGCCAGAAAGCUCACCCAUUUCGUAAUGGUAAAGGAACUUAAGCACUGCGACAAUACGGUGCACGUGCUGGAGGUGACGGACUCGGUAAAAACGAAGGCGAGAGAAUUUAUCAAAAAGUACAUGGCCAAGCAUGGGCCAGUAUAUGUGCGCGGAGACAACGAACCCGACUAUUCAAACGUGACUCUUUAGUCGGAAAUGGUUCUACCUUUACCGGAAGAAGCAGCAAUAUUGCUGAUGUACAGUACAGUAACUAUAUAUGAAGCAUUGAAUGGCAUUUUUAGUUUUUAUGACAUAUUUUACUCUAAUUCCUGAUACUAAUAGUGAUCGAAGUAUAAUAUAAAAAUAAAUUAAAGAAUAUGGUU